AUGGAGAGAGAUAUACUACCUUGGUUGCAACCUCCAACCGAAGAAGAGCAACACACAACUGGCGGUAACAACAACAAUGGCGAUGAUUUCAGAAAGAUGGAUAAAGCUUCAAUACUUGGAGAUGCUAUUGAUUACUUGAAUGAGUUACAACAAAAAGUUGAUGAUCUUCAAAGUGAGUUAGAGUCAAUUUCUCUUGGAUCAUCACUGGCACCCACCACUUCAACCCUUCAUGUACAAGUGAAUGGAGAAUUAUGCCAUAGCAAUGUGCCAAGCGCUAGAAACCAAUCAAUAAAGGUUGAGGCAUGGGAAAUGGAAGAGGGAACUGUCAACAUCCAUAUGGUUUGUGCCUACAAACCAGGUGUUUUGCUUUCAGUUAUGAAGGCAUUUGAAAUCCUUGGAUUAGACAUUCACCAAGCUAACAUAAAUUGUUUCAAUGGUUUUACUAUAGAUGUAUACAAAGCUGAGCAAUGCAGACAAGGUCAGAAAGUGAACACUCAACUAAUUAAAGAAGUGUUGGUGAAUGCAGUGGAUUACCAUAUGGCAUGA
Messenger RNA from Vicia faba (fava bean), 546 nucleotides. Lineage: Eukaryota; Viridiplantae; Streptophyta; Magnoliopsida; Fabales; Fabaceae. The record is from the annotation of a GenBank genome assembly.